AUGAAGGCCUAUUGGUAUGACAACCUCGAUGGCGACCAGCGCCUGGCUCACGACUCAGGCAAGGAAGUCACCGUCGACCAGUUGAAGAAACUUGGUGUCGUUUACCACCGAAUCUCCGAUAUUAAUGGCGUGAAUCAACUUGCAGCUGAACGUGGGUACAGGAACAGGGAUGAGAUCAUCGUUUCACCGGAGAAGAUGGGCGACGUCUAUGAGGAGAAGGUCAAGUCGUUCUUCCACGAGCACCUCCACGAGGACGAGGAGAUUCGCUUUGUCCGCGAUGGGAAUGGUUACUUCGACGUAAGGAGCGUUGAUGACGCAUGGGUUCGCAUCCGCGUUGAAAAGGACGAUCUGAUUAUCUUGCCCGCUGGCAUUUACCACCGGUUCACCACCGAUGAAUCCAACUACAUUAAAGCCAUGAGGCUCUUCAAAGACGAGCCCAAGUGGACCCCCUUAAACAGAACUACGGAUUUGGAUGUGAACCCGCACAGAAAGGAAUACGUGCAGGAGUACCUCCAAGGCGAAUUCUCUGCUUGA
Molecule: messenger RNA, 534 nt
Organism: Colletotrichum graminicola M1.001
Lineage: Eukaryota; Fungi; Ascomycota; Sordariomycetes; Glomerellales; Glomerellaceae
Product: ARD/ARD' family protein
Exons: 4
Coding region: 1-534 (177 amino acids)
Molecular function (GO): acireductone dioxygenase [iron(II)-requiring] activity
Source: RefSeq, a predicted model, not a curated record